This is a messenger RNA of Fusarium pseudograminearum CS3096, 4029 nucleotides long. RefSeq lists its product as uncharacterized. Gene Ontology annotation, molecular function: ATP binding; P-type ion transporter activity; ATP hydrolysis activity. Lineage: Eukaryota; Fungi; Ascomycota; Sordariomycetes; Hypocreales; Nectriaceae. Gene Ontology annotation, cellular component: membrane. Bases 1 to 4029 code for a protein of 1342 amino acids. The record is from RefSeq and is a predicted model, not a curated record. The transcript is spliced from 9 exons. Gene Ontology annotation, biological process: intracellular calcium ion homeostasis.
AUGGAUGAAGACGGUCGUCGAAGCCCGGAUACGGGCCAGGAUCACGGUCAUCAUGACCGCCGUGGUCAUCGCGGAUCCAAUUCCAAUCCCAAUGGCAAUGGCAAUGCGCGCCGUUCGCUCUAUCGCAUGAGCUCUAACCAGAGCAGAUCGAGCAUUUUCGAAGAUGUGGAAAUGGCGCACGAAGAGCUUUUCUCUGGACCUGUCGCCGAAAGUCUUCCCACCAGUGUAUCAGCGUUCUCUCACCGACGACCUCGCGCCGAUUCGACCGCCAGCUUUACAUACUUUGAUGACGAGAACCAAGGUUUCCCAGACGAUGACGAUGCCGAGAGUGUUGCCGUACAAAGCAUUGCUGGCGACUACAUCCGAAGAAGCGUCUCGGAUAUUGGAGACUUGGAAUUUGGGGUGGACGAUACCGAAGAAUUCGACGAAUCCCCGGAACGCGACUACCGCAUCUCCGAAGACGAUUAUGUUCUGCGCCGACACUCCUCAGUAUACUCUCGUCAUUCGGUGAAUGCACAUCUUUUGCGACGGGAUAGUACGGCUACUCAUGGUAGUUUCCGCCGCCACGGACGCACCAGCCAAAAGGUUUACCUGGCCAACGAGGAUCUCACAAUCGUCAUCGCAGGUUUUAAAACCAGCAAAAUCGGAUCCGCGAUAUACACCUCGCUGUGUAUCCUGACUUGCGGUCUCGCCUACCUUCUAUUCCGAUGGCUGCCUCGGUGGUAUGUUGGCCUUUUGGGACAAGCAACAGCUCUGGGGGAUUGUGAAUGGGUUGUCAUUGAAAAUCAGUGGGGAGAGCUCAUCACCAUGCCUGUUCGCUCUGAGCUCUAUGGUAGACCGCUAUCAUCAAUCUUUGGCUUGCCCGAAAAGCUCUACUCUGAUGCACUAGAUGAGGACGUUGACCCGAUUGUUGACGACCUUCGCACUCUGGACUAUCGCUACAUUCGACUAUGCUUUCAUCCGCUCAAGGACAAGUUUAUGCUCUUCAGUGGUUGGAAGGAUCCUAACUGGACCGAUGUAGGACUUACACGUGUUGGACUGGACACCGAUGAGAAGGGUGUUCGUGAAGUUGUCUUUGGCAGCAACCUCAUCGAUAUCGAGCAAAAGUCGACCGGACAGCUCUUAGUGGACGAGGUUCUCCACCCUUUCUACGUUUUUCAGAUUGCCAGUCUGUUCCUCUGGUCAAUGGACAGCUACUACUAUUAUGCAGUGGCUAUUUUCCUCAUGUCUGUUGGCAGUAUUGCUGCCACGCUUAUCGAAACCCGGUCUACUAUGAAGCGAUUGCGCGAGAUCUCACGAUUCGAAUGCGAUGUACGAGUACUUCGAAACGGCUUCUGGCGUUUCAUCAGCUCAAGUGAUCUGGUUCCUGGAGAUGUUUACGAACUCAGCGACCCCAGUUUGACUCAAUUGCCUAGCGAUAGUCUUUUACUCACUGGCGACUGUAUUGUGAACGAAAGCAUGCUCACCGGCGAGUCGGUUCCUGUUUCGAAGUUGCCAGCAACGGAUGAAACUCUGCGCACAAUGGACUUGGCUGCGUCAUCCGUAACUCCUGAGACUGCCCGGCAUUUCCUGUUCUGUGGUACCAAAAUCAUCCGCGCCCGAAGGCCCCAGGAGGACCAAGGGGACGAUGCCGUUGCGCUCGCCCUCGUUGUCCGGACUGGUUUUAAUACCACAAAAGGUUCUCUGGUACGAUCAAUGCUGUUCCCUAAGCCAUCUGGGUUUAAGUUCUACCGCGAUUCGUUCCGUUACAUCAGUGUCAUGGCUAUCGUUGCUGCUAUUGGUUUCCUCGCUUCGUUGGUAAAUUUCGUCAGACUCGGCCUUGCAUGGCACCUCAUCAUUGUUCGAGCCCUUGAUCUCAUCACCAUUGUUGUGCCUCCCGCUUUGCCUGCCACGCUGACCAUCGGAACCAACUUUGCUCUGAACCGGUUGAAGAAGAAGCAGAUCUUCUGUAUCAGCCCACAGCGAGUCAAUGUUGGUGGAAAGAUUGACAUCAUGUGUUUCGACAAGACAGGAACUUUGACAGAAGAAGGACUAGACGUUCUUGGUGUCCGUGUUGUUGACCGUGACUCCAACAAGUUCGGCGAGAUUGUUACCGAACCCCAGAUGUUGUUGGCCGAAGCUACACGACAGAACGCACAGGAUACCUAUCGGGCCGCACUGCACACUAUGGCCACCUGCCACUCUCUUCGAUCUGUUGACGAUGAGCUGGUUGGCGACCCGCUGGACCUCAAGAUGUUCGAGUUCACUCGCUGGACAUAUGAAGAGGGAAAGCAAAACACUUCUGAGGAAGACGAAGAACAAGGCGGUCUGGCGCCGUCUAUUGCGCGACCCCCUAACGGUACCAUUGAGCUUGGUGUACAGAAAACAUUUGAGUUUGUUUCCAAUCUUCGACGCGCUAGUGUAAUAGUUCGUCCUUUCAACCAAAAGAGUGGCGAUAUCUUUGUCAAGGGAGCCCCUGAGGCAAUGAAGGAAAUCUGUCGCCCCGAAAGCUUCCCUGAGGAUUAUGAUGAGUUAUUGUCAUGGUAUACUCAUAAGGGUUAUCGUGUCAUUGGUGUUGCUAGCCGUCAUCUCAAGAAGCUUAGCUGGGUCAAGGCUCAGAAGAUGACCCGAGCUGAAGUUGAGAGUGACCUCGAUUUUGUUGGUUUCAUCGUUUUUGAGAACAAGCUCAAGCCCACAACUGCAGCUGUUUUGGAAGAACUCUUGGCUUCCAACAUCGGCGCAGUCAUGGUGACGGGUGACAAUAUCUUGACAGCCAUUAGUGUCGCACGAGAAUGUGGUCUUAUGGAUCGAAAGGCACAUUGCUUCGUCCCACGAUUCAUUGAAGGCGAUUUCCGCGACGCGGAAGCCAGGAUUGAAUGGGAGAGUAUCGACAAUAGCCUGUAUCAUCUCAACGAAAGGACCUUGCUACCUUUACCACCACCUCCAGAGGCUGAUGCUUCGCUGCCAUUCGAUAUUGCCAACCUUCGUAACUACACCCUGGCUGUUAGUGGUGAUGUUUUCCGAUGGAUGGUUGAUUAUGGUUCGCCACAAGCACUUCAACGGAUGCUCAUCAACGGCAAAGUGUUUGCCAGAAUGUCUCCUGACGAGAAGCAUGAGUUGGUCGAGAAGUUGCAGAGCAUUGACUACACAUGUGGUUUCUGCGGUGAUGGUGCAAACGAUUGUGGUGCUCUCAAGGCCGCAGACGUCGGAAUUUCUCUGUCUGAAGCAGAGGCUUCUGUAGCAGCUCCCUUCACUUCUCGGGUUUUCGAUAUUCGUUGCGUAUUGGAAGUUAUCAAGGAGGGUCGAGCUGCUUUGACAACAAGUUUCAGUUGCUUCAAGUACAUGAGUCUGUACUCGGCAAUCCAGUUCACAUCGGUCACGUUUCUUUAUGCCCGAGCGUCUAACCUGGGAGACUUUCAGUUCCUUUUCAUUGACCUUGCUCUCAUUCUCCCUAUUGCCAUCUUCAUGGGCUGGGCUGGGCCGGCGCCUAGACUUUGCCGCAAGCGCCCGACCGCAGACUUGGUGUCACGCAAGGUCCUUACGCCUCUCUUGGGAUUCAUGCUUAUCUGCAUUGGUUUCCAGGCUGUGACUUAUAUCACUGUCAAGGAGCAGUCUUGGUACAUCCCUCCAGUGGUGCAUAAGGACGAGCCUAGCAUCGAAAACUCGCAAAACACCGCUCUCUUCCUGUUCUCUUGCUUCGAAUACAUCUUGUCAGGUAUCAUCCUGAACGCAGGACGCCCGUUCCGACAAAAAACCACGCAGAACUGGCCUUUCGCGGCGACAAUCUUCAUCGCACUCUUGAUCACUGUUUACAUGAUUUUGACACCUGCGAAGUGGGUUACAGAUCUAAUGCAGUUGACAGAGAUGAGCUGGGACUAUGAGCUAUUCUUAGUUGCGUUGGGUGCUGCCUAUUUUAUUGUUGCUUGGGCAUUUGAGCACUUCCUUGCCCUGAAGCUGGCUCGGCUUAUUGGGUCAAUCCAGCAAUCCGUGACAGGGAAGGGCAAGAAGCGGAAGGAGUACAAGGUGAUCGCGGAGGCAUCUCGGAUCUAA